This is a messenger RNA of Cokeromyces recurvatus, 2214 nucleotides long. RefSeq lists its product as uncharacterized. Lineage: Eukaryota; Fungi; Mucoromycota; Mucoromycetes; Mucorales; Mucoraceae. Bases 1 to 2214 code for a protein of 737 amino acids. Gene Ontology annotation, molecular function: GTPase binding. The transcript has 3 exons. The record is from RefSeq and is a predicted model, not a curated record.
AUGAAUGAGCAACAGAAUGAUCAAGAAAUGAUUCAAAAAGAGUACGAAAAUAUGACAUACGAUGAAAUAUCUCAACGAUUGACCGAGAAUUAUAAGCAACUUUCGGAAUUCCUUGGAGACAAACGUAUCAGUUUUCUCUCUGACACAACCACUCAAUCCAGUUUAGUAAGUGAUCUUAACACUAAUUGCUUUGAUGAUAUUGAAGAUAAUGACUAUUUGGAUACCGAUCUUUCAAUGGUUGUCACGAAUGAUACUCAACAAAGGAGAAUCACGAAAUUAUUUUUACAAUCUGUUUCAAGUGGCAACCAAGAAAGAGUAGAAGAAUUCUUAAGUAAACUUACCUCUUUAGGACUGGAUAUUGAUGCCAAAGAUGAAGACAAUGGUACUACAGCACUUAUUUAUGCUGCUUGUUUUGGAAAAGUCGAAAUUGCAGCUGCUUUAUUAAGCGCUGGUGCACAAACUGAUAUUCAAGAUUCUUGUGGUUGGACUGCAUUGAUGUGGGCAACAGCCAAUCAUCAUGAAAAACUAAUUAAAUUAUUACUUGAUCAUGGUGCUUCAGCACAGACAAAAUCAGCUAAUGGUAGAACUGUAUUUGAUUUUGUAAAGAGGAAUGAUAAAGUGAAUGCUGACAUUUUUGCUACAUCAACAAAAACUAGCACCUAUAAUGACUUAUCUUUAGUAAACAGCAGUGAUAAUUCAGUCUCUCGACUCCUCCAGAAUUAUACUAAUGAUGAUAAAUACAUUUCAACUGAAGAAAUAGAGGGAAAGGAUAUGUUUAUCGAAUCUCCUUAUAUAUCUGUUAAAAACCAUUUGAUGGAGGAUAUUGAGGAUGAGAGUCAUAGAGAGAUGGUAACAGAAUUCAAUUGGAAUAAAUGUAUGCCGGAUCAAAUGUUUGUCUUUGCUGCAGAUAAUCUUUGUUACAUUCUUGAUUCUGUUAUUACUACUUUCACUCUACCUAUUAGUGAUACACAAGAAAUCUUUGUGCCUGCUAAUGUGAUCUUUUUGAGUGCUCGAUUUGCUUAUUAUUUUUCAAAUGCUGAACUAAUUGAAGAUGUUAUCAAAGGAGCAAUAGAUAGAAUAGAUGCUAAUAUAAAGAAUAAUAGAAGAGAUAUUCAUGUUUUAUCUUUUUGGCUAUCUAACAUGACUCGACUAUUAUAUUAUCUUAAGAAAGACAUUGAACUCGUCGUAGCUACAGCAGAGCAUCAACUUUGUUUAUCGGAAUUGAUAUCAGAAACCUACACAUAUAUCGUAAAUGUUGUUGAAAGACAAAUCAUGCCCAUUUUACAACCAGCCAUGUUAGAAUAUGACCUAAUCUCAGGAAUGGAAAGUAUUGAUUUUGCAGAUGAUGAUAUUUGGCAACGAUUCUUCUCUAAAAGGAAGAACGAUAGCCAUCGAGAAUCCAUGAUGGAAGAGAAGAGGUCCUGCUGUAUGAAAGAAUCAUUAUCACAACUAAAGAAGAGAUCACCUAAAUCCAUCACCCAUCUUCUUUCCUCUAUCCAUCAUGUACUUCAAUCCUAUGAGGUUCAUUCAACUAUCAUCAUUCAAGCUUUAACUCAGUUCUUUCAUUUCUUGUCCUGUGAACUCUUCAAUCAAAUCUUGGCAAACAAGAAAUAUCUUUGUCGAUCAAAGGCUAUUCAAAUUCGAAUGAAUUUAUCUAUCCUUGAGGAAUGGAUACAUCAACAGCAGCAUUCACAAUUACCUGUCCAUCUUCUGAUUUCAUACCUGACUCCCUCUAUACAAUUGGUCCAAUUAUUACAAUGUCUCUCUCAAUUAACUACCCCUGAUAUCUUCAAGUCUACUGUGGCUAUGUUUGAAACCAUGAAUCCAUUGCAAAUUAGACGAUGUGUAACAAAUUAUCGUUAUGAAACACAAGAACCAAGAUUACCUGAAGAGAUUGAGACACUUGUAAAUCAAAUGGUGAAUGAGACGAAGCUUAUUUCACAACCGAAGGGUCAAGAUCAAACAAGCACUAAAAGAAGAUCUUUAUUGUCAUUAUUCGAAAGGUAUAACAAAAUAGAAACAAACGUAACAACAACCACCACCAUCAAUGAAGAAGAAGGCGAUAAUAAUAAAGAAAACAUGAAUGAAACAAAAGACUCUAGAUUCUUGUUGCCCUUUUUUGUCCCUACUACAACACAGUUAUCAAACUCAAAUAUCGCGUUAAUUCCUAUUAUACCAGAAAACUGGAUGGACAAAUUGGAUAAAACUUAUUAA